ACUCAAGAGUCAAGACAAUUAGUCCACAUUCUACACAACACAAGGGCUGUUUAUUCAACCAACAUUCAUUAUAUCAUCAUCCCCUUUUCCUCCUCCUUUUGGCCUUGUUCAUUCUCUUUCACUCACUUUUCACACUCAUUUCGCCUCUCUCUGCUGCCCUUCUUCCUCCAUGUCCAUGGAUUCCUCCAAGCUCAUACUUCUUCUAUUUUCAGCUUCGUUGUUUUUUACGGCAGCGUCCUCCAUCGGCAUAAACUACGGCCAGAUCGCUAAUAAUCUCCCCCACCCGGAGGCGGUAGUUCCACUUGUCAAAUCUAUCGACGCCACUCGCCUGAAGCUAUACGACGCCGACCCACGAGUCCUCAAGGCCUUUGCUAACACCGGCGUCGAGUUUAUCGUCGGCCUUGGCAAUGAGUACUUGGCAACCAUGCGAGACCCCAAGCAAGCGCAAGCCUGGGUGAAGACCAAUGUCCAGUGCUAUUUACCAGCCACCAAAAUCACCUGCAUUGCUGUGGGGAACGAAGUUCUCACGUUCAACGACUCCACUCUUGCUUCUAACCUCCUUCCGGCCAUGGAAAACAUUCACGCCGCCCUCGUUUCGCUAAAUCUCGACAAGCAAGUUAUGGUGACGACCGCCCACAAUUUGGGCAUUUUGGAGGUUUCUUAUCCUCCCUCCGCCGGCGCAUUCCGCCGGGAUCUGACGCAGAAGUUGUCCUGUAUACUUGAUUUUCACAGCAAAGUGGGCUCCCCGUUCUUGGUAAAUGCCUAUCCUUUCUUCGCCUACAGGGCUAAUCCCAAGCAAAUACCGUUAGAUUUCGUGCUGUUUGAAGGCUCCGGGAUAGUGGACACAGGUUCGGGCCUGCAUUACGAUAACAUGUUUCAUGCCCAAAUUGACGCGGUGCACUCAGCAAUUGAAAAGGUUGGGUACAAAAACGUGUGUUUGCAGAUCUCCGAGACGGGCUGGCCGUCAAAGGGAGACGCCGACGAGGCGGGGGCGACGCUGGACAACGCGAGGAAGUAUAACGGGAACCUGCUCAAGUUGAUUGCCGAGAAGAAGGGGACGCCAAUGAGGCCCAAUUUGAAUUUGAAUAUCUAUGUGUUUGCUUUGUUUAACGAGAACCAGAAACCCGGCCCGACUUCGGAGAGGAACUUCGGGCUCUUCAAACCCGAUGGGACCCCGGUGUAUAAUCUGGGUUUCAACGUGACGGGCUUGGCGAGUACAAACUCGCCGAGCUCCGGUGGCAGCUCCGGCGGUACGAUGCCGUCGGUCUCGGCGCCGCCGAAUGGCUACUUGUCCAUUACUGCUGAUGACGCUGAGAGGCUUCCUUUCCGAGGGCCGUUAUCUGUUUUCUGCUUGAUGGUUUCGACUAUUCUUGCAUUAUGGCUCUGAAUUUUCAAUCCGGAUCUCAAAAAGGGAUCCCAUUCAAGAAGAAUCAUCAGUGUAUAAAGGAGGAGGAAUAACGGAGAGCUUAAAGCGUGUAUUCUAUUCUAUUCCUUUACAUCUUCAUCGCCAACGUUCUUUUCAGAAUCAUCAUCUUUUCUCUUAGCUUAGAGCAUCGAUCCUGCGUCCUACUCGACACCGGUGUGUGGAACUAUGCAACCAACUAGUUUCCCAGAUGUUUUUUGUGCUUUCAACAGUGUAAGAGACUAGAGGGGAAUUAUGAAAUGGUGGGAUGGGAGAAAGAUGCUUCUCUUUUAGGCUGGCAAUCAUGUAUUGCUCUUCCUAUCUGUAAUUUUUGUUUUUGUGUAGGGGAUGAGAUGUGAAGGCAUUUGUUGAGUUUAGCCGUUCCUUGUGUAUUCUACCAGGAAAGUUAGAUGAAUGGACCCCUCCAUUGUUGUUCUAUGUUUCUUUACUUCUUGUUGGUUUAUGGUAUUGGGAUCCUAGGAGAUUUUUUCUUCUUA
Molecule: messenger RNA, 1899 nt
Organism: Sesamum indicum (sesame)
Lineage: Eukaryota; Viridiplantae; Streptophyta; Magnoliopsida; Lamiales; Pedaliaceae
Product: glucan endo-1,3-beta-glucosidase 11
Biological process (GO): carbohydrate metabolic process
Molecular function (GO): hydrolase activity, hydrolyzing O-glycosyl compounds
Source: RefSeq, a predicted model, not a curated record